Messenger RNA from Pedinophyceae sp. YPF-701, 3123 nucleotides. NCBI's taxonomy places the organism in Eukaryota, Viridiplantae, Chlorophyta, Pedinophyceae. The record is from the annotation of a GenBank genome assembly.
AUGAACGCGAUGGGUCCGAGGACCCUGCUGCAGCUCGGCGCCGCCGCAGGGCUCGCCUCUCCGUCGGGUCUGCUCGCCCUCGCUGGGCCCGCGCUGGCGCGCCUGGGCCCCGCGGUCUCCGCCGCGGCCCGCCGGCUGAUCACGGUCAAGCCCGGGAGCCAGCACAGCGUCACGAACGCCACGCACGACGAAGGCAAGAGGGUAUCCGCGGGCGAGAAGCUUCUGUUCGAUCUGCAGAAGAAGGGCGUGCGGCCGAAGAUGCCGUGGGACUCGAAGCUCACCCCGGUCGAGGCCUCGCUUGCGCUGGGCUCGUUCCUCGGCACCCCAGGGGGCCUCCGUCCGGGCGACGUGACCGUGAUGGGCGUGGACCAGAUGGCGGAGCUGCUGCGCCGGUGCACGGGCGGCCCGGGCGGCAAGGGCGCCGACGCGGAGCUGCAGGAGGCCCUGUUUGUGCACGCCAACACCGUCACGCAGCGCUUCUUCGGCGACGACGUCUACAUGCGCGGCAUCAUCGAGUUCAGCAACGUCUGCGAGAACGACUGCUACUACUGCGGCAUCCGCAAGCACCAGCGCGGCGUGUACCGCUACACGAUGCCUGUUCCUGAGAUCGUCGAGACGGCGACGUGGGCCUUCAAGAACGGCAUCCACACCAUCAUGCUCCAGGGCGGCGAGCUCCGCACGCCCAAGCGCCACCAGUACCUCCUCGAGAUGGUCAAGGGCAUCCGCGAGGCCACCGUCGCGCUCGACAUCGAGGAGCGCAUCGCGCGCGGCGACGCGGUGCCCGGGCCGGGGGAGUCCACGGACGACCUGGGCAUCGUCGUCGCGCUCUCCGCGGGGCAGCUCUCGCGGGAGGAGUACAAGGAGCUCUUCGACGCCGGCGCGCGGCGGUACCUGCUCCGCAUCGAGACGUCGAACCCGGACCUGUUUUCGAAGCUGCACCCGCCGGAGCAGACGUGGGAGUCGCGCGUGGAGUGCCUGCGCAUGAUUAAGGACCUGGGGUUCCAGGUCGCGACGGGCGUGAUGGUCGGGCUGCCCGGUCAGACCCCGGAGGACCUGGCGUCGGACAUUCACUUUUUGGUCGACAUGUCGACCGACAUGGUGGGCAUGGGGCCGUACAUCCGCGAGGAGGGCACGCCGACGACGGAGUGGUGGGACCGCGAGCACGCGGGCGACACGGAGGACCGCAGCGCGUACAUGAAGCGCAUGGUCCUGCUCACGAUGCGCAUGAACGCGCUGGCGCGCAUCAACCUGGGCAACUCGAACAUCGCCGCGACGACCGCGCUGCAGGCGAUCGACCCGAUGGGCCGCGAGAUCGCGCUGUCGCGCGGCGCGAACAUCCUCAUGCCGAUUCUGACCCCGACCAAGUUCCGGGAGCACUACCAGCUGUACGAGGGCAAGCCCUGCAUCACGGACACGGCGGAGGAGUGCCGGCGGUGCCUGGACGCGCGCGUGCACAUGGUGUCGAAGGAGCUCCGCCUGAACGCGCGCGCGGACCCCCCGCACUUCGCGAACCCGCUGACGUCGGGGCUCGACCCCCCGGGCACGCGACGAUUCUCUUCCGGGCACCGGUUCGGCGGCGGCGGGUGGCGCGCCGGCGGCGGCCGCGGGUACGCGACGGGCACGGCGCGCGCGUCCGCGCCCGUGGCGCAGCAGGCCGAGGCCAAGAAGCCCGGCCCGGUGAAGGGCAGCGACGUGCCGCGCAUCAACAUCGGAGUCUUCGGGUCGAUGAACGCGGGCAAGUCGACGCUGAUGAACCGCAUCACGCGGCAGGAGACGUCGAUCGUGGACGCCACGCCCGGCACGACCGCGGACACGAAGAUCUCGCUGAUGGAGCUGCACGACGUCGGGCCCACGAAGCUGUUUGACACCGCGGGGAUCGACGAGGCGGGGAUGCUGGGCGACAAGAAGCGCGCGAAGACGAUGUCGAGCCUGAAGGAGUCGGACCUGGCCGUCAUCGUGGUCGACGCGGCGCGGUUCGCGGGGCUGUCGGGCGCGGACCUGCGCGCGGCGGUGUCGUGGGAGCGCGGGCUCAUGGAGAGCGCGGCGUCGCACGGCGUGCUCCCGCUGCUCGUGUUCAACGUGCGCAAGGGCGCGCUCGCCGACGCCGAGGCCGUCCGCGUCGCGCAGGAGCUGCGCGGCGUCCUCGUGCAGGGGCUCGUCGACAUCGCGGCGCACGCCGGGGAGGACCGCAGCGGGGGGUGCCCCGCCGCGUCGGCCUACACGCCGGACGAGGUCGCGGAGGUGCCGAUGCUCGUGCUCGACCUCCACGACGAGGACCGCGCCAUCAAGAUGGUGACGCACUUCAUCCAGGGCAACGCCGCGCGUGUCAAGGCACACAUGCCGCGCUGCCUGCCGGAGGAGUACCUCUCCCCCGACGCCGGCGUCUUCCUGAACAUCCCGAUGGACGCCGAGACGCCGUCGAUGCGGCUCCUGCGGCCGCAGGCGCUGCUGCAGGAGGAGGCGAUUCGCCACUGGUCGACGACGAUCGCGUACCGCAUGGACCUGGCCGCGGCGCGCGGGGACGACCCGGUCGCGCGCGAGGCCGAGCGGCAGCGCUUCCUGCGCUCGCUGGCCGCGGUGCAGUCGGCGCCGGGGCCCAAGAUCAUGGUCACGGACUCGCAGGCCAUGGACGUUGUGCACCCGUGGACGCUCGGCCCGGACGGGAAGCCGCUGAUCGACGUGACGACGUUCUCGAUCGCGAUGAUGCACCGGCAGAGCGGCGGGCAGCUGCCGCUGUUCGCGCGCGGCAUGGAGCGGUACAAGCAACUGAAGGCGGGCGACAGGGUGCUGAUCGCGGAGGCGUGCAACCACAACAGGAUCACGGACGCGUGCAACGACAUCGGGAUGGUGCAGAUCCCGCAGAUGAUCGAGCGGCACGCCGGCCCCGGGGUCGUCCUGGACCACACCUUUGGCCGCGAGUUCCCAGACCUGGAACAGGGUCUGUCGGAGUACGACCUGGUGAUCCACUGCGGCGCGUGCAUGAUCGACCACCAGAAGGUCCGCGCGCGCAUCAGCGACGCCGCCGAGGCCGGCGUCCCGCUCACGAACUACGGGCUGCUCAUGGCGUACGCUUACAACGGGCCGGACGCCCUCGCGCGCGUUCUGGCGCCGUGGGGGUGCUGA